AUGCGCGCGAUUCUCGGGGUCAUGUUAUUUCUCACUUUCGGAACUUCUCUGCCAAUCCACAAGCAAUACGGUAUGUUUGUGUGGCUCUUUAUUAGCUGUAUCUUAGAUUCCAUCAAAGACAAAAGCUGGAAAAAGUGUGCAUUCUCCUAUGGGAUACAUGAUAAAUAUCAUCUAUUUAAGAACAGCCAAGACUUUCUGGAUUCAAAGUGAGGACAUUUUCAUUUUUUUAUAUUAAUAACUUUAGGGAAGCCAUACUAAAAGCAUUAAAUUUAUGGGCCACAGAGGUCAAGAUUAUUAAACUUUAUGAAGUUCACGAUGAUCAGCAACAACCUGAUAUUGAUAUUACUUUUGCCCUGAGAGAUCACAAUUGUACAGAAAGCUUUGAUGGCCCUGGAGGGAUAGUUGCUCACUCCGCCUAUCCCCCUCACGGAAUUCUUCAUUUCGAUGCCGAAGAGGUCUGGUCGUUGGAUGGGGAUAAUCUCAAUCUGAGCUAUGUAAGUCCCGAUUUCCACAGCAAAAAAGUUACGAAACAGGUGGCGCUUCACGAACUGGGACACGUGUUAGGUUUAAAGCAUUCCGAAGAGCCCAAGUCUAUUAUGAACUCGAUUUAUAGGUACGUUAAAGCGCUUUAUGUAAUAAAAUAAUUCACUAAUUUGUUAAGAAAUGGGCCUUUGCGAUUGAGCGGACAAGAUAUACGAAGGCUGCGUCGUCUCUUCGCUUAUUGUAACCGGGUUUAA
Messenger RNA from Bursaphelenchus xylophilus (pine wood nematode), 737 nucleotides. The record is from the annotation of a GenBank genome assembly. NCBI's taxonomy places the organism in Eukaryota, Metazoa, Nematoda, Chromadorea, Rhabditida, Aphelenchoididae.